CGAUUCUCGAGGUAUGGAAUGUAACGUAGACAUGCCUUGUACUUCUUCUGCUCCUGUUUAGUCAGUCUUCUGGGUUGGCCGAUAUGGUCUCUAACGACCUCCGGCUGACUUGACAAGGAUCACCUCCGUUCUCCUCGAUCGCGCGGUACCGGUUACUCCCACGCUUACUGCUCCCGCUCCUCAUCGACCGCACGCAAGUUCGGUGCACCGAAGAUGUCCGACGAAAAGGAUCAAAACCCCCUCGAUGACCCUGAAGUUUAUCGAUCUCACUACUCCUUUUGGGCUCCGGAGCUCACGAACCAAAGACAUGCCUUCAAAUUCAUCGGCCUCGUCCUCUUCCUCACCACGGUCUUCAUGUGGCUCACCCUCCCGAUCUACUGGGGCUCCUACUGGCAACAACCAUAAAACCGCUGGCGACUGUCCGUUUGCAUCCUCGACCUCGACUCCGUCGUAUACCGC
Saitoella complicata NRRL Y-17804 is the source of this 459-nucleotide messenger RNA. RefSeq lists its product as uncharacterized. The transcript has a single exon. The record is from RefSeq and is a predicted model, not a curated record. The coding region runs from base 214 to 405 and encodes 63 amino acids. Lineage: Eukaryota; Fungi; Ascomycota; Saitoellomycetes; Saitoellales; Saitoellaceae.